This is a messenger RNA of Mytilus californianus (California mussel), 590 nucleotides long. RefSeq lists its product as uncharacterized. Lineage: Eukaryota; Metazoa; Mollusca; Bivalvia; Mytilida; Mytilidae. The record is from RefSeq and is a predicted model, not a curated record. The coding region runs from base 18 to 590 and encodes 190 amino acids. The transcript is spliced from 4 exons.
GUCUAAGUGGCAUUAUUAUGAUCCGUUGUGAACUUUGUGACACAGUGACAGAUGUCCAGACAGGGAAAAGAGGACCAACUGGAAGUUAUGAUAUCAACACAAAAGCAGCCAUAGGAAUGAUACAUGCAGGAAUAGGACAUACCCAUCUACAAAACUUUCUUGCUGAAUGUAAUUUGCCAUCUAUCAGUAAAAACACUUUGAGGAAGAAGGAGAAGGAGCUUAGUAAACAGAUUGGGGAAGUUGCAAACAGAUCUUGCAGAACUGCAGAGGAAGAAGAAAAAGCGCAGAGUAACAAUAGUAAUGUUGAAGCUAGUUUUGAUGGUGGUUGGCAGAAGAGAGGCUCUGGAUGGAAUUACAAUAGUAAUAAAGGACACUCAACCUUUAUUGGAAAAGAAUCUGGGAAAGUACUGUCAUUUGAUUUAAGGAGUAAAACAUUUAAGACCUGUGAGUACCACCAAUCCAGAAAAGAGACUGUUCCAGAUCAUGACUGUCAAUCGAUUUGGCAUGGAUCAAGUAAAGCCAUGGAGGCUGAUAUGGCUGUAGCAAUGGUUCACAGGUUGAAAGAUGAUGGAUGUGAAAUCAAAGGUUAA